Messenger RNA from Pipistrellus nathusii (Nathusius's pipistrelle), 1704 nucleotides. NCBI's taxonomy places the organism in Eukaryota, Metazoa, Chordata, Mammalia, Chiroptera, Vespertilionidae. The record is from the annotation of a GenBank genome assembly.
AUGGGGACAGCCCCAGGGCCUGUUCACCUGCUGGAGCUGUGUGACCAGAAGCUUAUGGAGUUUGUGUGCAAAGUGGACCCCCACUUUGUGUGGCUCGAGGAGAUCCAGGAGGAGGCCAGGCGUAUGUUCACCAGAGGAUUCAUCAAGGAGCCGGAGCUGAUGCCCAAAACGCCCUCUCAGAAGAACCGAGGGAAGAGAAGGAUUGCUAACAUUCAGGAUGCCGGCAGAAACCCCAUCCGGAAAAGGAAAAGCCCCGAGGACCCCAGCAAGGAGGCGGGGCCGAUGGAGGAGGCGGGGCCGAUGGAGGAGGUCCCCAAGAAUGAAGAGAGCGCCUUGCGACCCCGAGGUGCCCCCGGGGUGGUCAUUAGUGUGGCUGGCUCGCAGCCUGCGGCCGGUGGCCAGCACAGGCCCUCUGCAGGGCAGCGCGAGGCCAAGAUCCAUCAGGCAGAUGGCCCCGAGGAGCCACCCCAGAGUCUCAGAAGAAAGCUCGACAACAAGGAAGCUGUGCGUGAGCUGGAGGAGGCCCUGCAGCUCCCCCGGAGCAGCACCCCUACCCCGCCCGGUCCAGCCAGCAGGGUGGUGCAGCCUGUCCGGACCUUCCCGCACGCCACGCAGAGGAACCAGGUGCCCAUGACCCCGACCCCGGCCUCCCGCAGCAGGGUCAUAAGAUCCUUCGUUAAGCGAAACACUCCCCUGCGCGUGGACCCUCAGGAGAAGGCGCAGCGGCGCCUGGAGCACCUGCGUCAGAGAGAGGAGGCAGAGCAGCUCCGCAGGCUGAAGGUGGAGGAGGACAAGCGGCGGCGGCGGGAGGAGCUGAAGCUGAAGCGGGAGGAGCGCCUGCGCAAGGUGCUGCGGGCCCGGGAGCGGGCGGAGCAGAUGAGGGAGGAGAAGAUAAAGCAGAUGGAGCAGAAGAUCGCUCCGCGGGGUAAGAAUGAGAAGGCCAAGGAGGAACGACUGGCCGAGGAGAAGGCCAAGAAAGCGGCAGCGGCCGUGAAGAUGGAGGAGCGCAGGAAGCAGGAGGAGGAGGCCCGGAGGCUCAGGGGUGGGCAACAGGAGGAGGAAGAGCAGCAAAGGAAGAAGGAGGAGGAGGAGCAGCAAGAGCAUCUGCUGAAGGUGGCUGAACAGGAGCUGCAGAGGGAGCAGGAGCGGCUCCAGGCUGAGAGGGAGCUGCAGGAGAGGGAGAAGGCCCUGCGGCUGCAAAAGGGGAGGCUGCCGAGGGAAUUGGAGGAGGAGGAGGAGGAGAAAAAGGAAAAGCAGCAGCACUUACCGGAGGAGCAGGAGAAGGAAGCUAAGGAGGCUGCAGCAGCCAGCAAAGGGCCAAACAUGACCAUGGAUGUGCAGUCUCCAGCUUGUACCUCCCAUCAAUCGACGCCACGGGGGCCCAGGACUGCCUCCAAGAUCCACCUGGAUAACUACGGGAUGGAUCUGAACAGCGACGACUCCACUGAUGAUGAGUCCCGGCCCCGGAAGCCCAUCCCCUCCUGGGCCACAGGCGCCCAGCUCAGCCAGGCCAUCCUGCACCAGUACUGCCACCCCCCGAACCUGCUGGAGCUCUUUGGCGCCAUCCGCCAGCUGGACCUGGCGGUCAUCUUCGCGAAGAGCAAGCCGCGCUACCACCAGCGCAGCAGCUCCGCCGCCUGGAGCUCGCCGCCCCUGCAGGGCAGCAGGGUCCCCUGCGACCUGACCUGCAGCCUGAGGUGCUGA